GCCGACGCCAUUUUAUCGAUGGUUCCGUUUUAGUAGACGAACGAUUUAGUUUUUACUGUUUUAUGUGUUAAUUUACGAAAAAUUACCAAUGAAUCUUCAAGCAACACACCUUUAUUUGCACCUGAAAAUUAAUUAAUAAAACGCCAACAAAAAAAUGUGCUCUGAAUUGCAGUCGAUUAAGUCAUCGACCGCUUGAACGAAAAAGGAGAAAGGACCGAUCGCAAACUUGAUAAAACUAAAAAAAAAAUAAUUUCAAUUUAAAAAAAAACGCACCUAGAGACUAGGUUAUCACCGAUUGCGCAGCAAAAAUGUCUGCGGCCGCGCAGCAGCAGCAAAACGCCGUGAACGCGGUCAACAACGGCAACAGCGGCAAAAAAAGUUGCAGCAGUUCGGCAGGCAACACGCCAGCCAGCACGCCGGUCAACGGCGGUCAGGCAACGUCGCAGCACAGUUCCCCGCCCCCCAACAACAACGCCCCCCAAAUACGCAAAAUUUCGAGCUCUUCGAGCACCUCUUCGAGCGAUAUUUACAUGGACAGCGACGGCAAACGUUUUCAAAACGUGUCGACGAGAUUCGAAAGGAACUUGUGUCGCUUUAAAACGAACGCCGGCCGAAAUUUCAAGCGGGGCUUAUCGUGGCGGCUUUCGACAGGUACGCUGGUGCCGAACAGGAUUUUCGUCGGCGGCAUUUCUUCGAACACUACCGAGGGCGAGCUGCUGCAGCUGUUCAGCAACUACGGCACGGUCAAGGCGGCCAAGAUCAUACAGGAUCGCGCCGGCGUGUCCAAGGGCUACGGGUUCAUCACGUUCGAGAGCGAGGACGACGCGAAAAGACCGCUAAGGGAGGCGGAAAACAUCGUGCUGAGGGAGAGGAAGUUGAACAUCGCGCCGGCCAUCAAAAAACAGCCGUUCAACCGAGCCUUCGACGCUUCGAGCCCGCCGGCGGUGGGAGGCGGCGGCAACCCCGCCGCCCAGUUCUUUUUCCCCGCCGGCGCCGGCCCCGUGCCCUUCUACCAGAGCGGCGUCGCCUACUAUCCGCAGCCGCCGCAACCGGCGCCGCCGCAGCCCGCUCCCGGCGAUCCCAACCAGCAGCAGCAGGCGGCAGUCUACCAACGUGAGUACAAUUGUUUUCUGUUUGUGUACGUCCGCAAAAUACCGGUACAACGGUCCCCCCCGGUUUACCAAUCGCAAACCGGCCCCCCCCCAAACGGCCGGCUAUCCAUCGAUGAUGUUUCCACCGGCCAUUUACAUGCCUCAGCAGUAUCCAGUGCCGAUACCGUCAGCCCACGUACGUUCUCCUCGACGGUCUGCAGUACUGAGACCGGCGCUACCAACCCAACAAAAACAACAACCACCAUCAUCAUCAUCAUCACCUACGUCAUCAUUAUUAUUACCAACUUAACCGACGUCGAAACCCCGUUUGCCGAAAGGUUUGGCAAUAAUAAAAAAUUGACUGUUUGUUUCUUUGGACAGUACGACUAUAACUAUUACCAAAACGGCGGGCAUCAGUACAUGCACAAUCCGGGCGGGCCGGGCGGCGGUCCCCCGUGCCAGGCGGCCGCCUCGGCGGGCCUGCAGCCCGGCAACAGCCCGCCGCGACCGCCGUGCUACGGCCCGCCGCAGUCGCAAGGUUCUUCCAGUUCCGCGCAGCAGCAGCAGCAGUCGGCGCAGGCGCAGCAGCAGAUGCAGGCGGCCGCCUACGGCGCCGGCGCUUCGGCGCAGGCGGCUGCGCAGGCCGCCGCGCAAGCAGCAGCCGAGGCGGCCAUGUUCUACAACAUGUCGAUCUACGGCGCCCCGGGCGCCGUAGAGGGCGCGCCCCUCUACUCGACGGAGCCCUUCGACUUAAGCGCCCAGAUGGGCGGACCCUACUGCACAGAGGAAUACUUUACCGCGGAAUUCGAAUGCAACGACAUGCUGUCAUUCUCGUUCGAUAACCCCACCAACAACAACAACGGCAACAUGGAACACCACGCAGGCGGUGGAGGCGGCAACAGCGCCGCAUUACCGCCCCACCAACACUUUCCGCCGCUGUCGGGCUCUUUUCUCAAUAAUCACAUGACCGUCGCGAACAGCGAUGUUGUCGGCAAUAAUAACAAUAAUGAGGAGAGAAAUGCGACGACGCCGGUUGUAAGUUUGUUGAGCAUCGAUCAUCAGCAGGAGAAAGACUUGAGUAGCAUGCAGGGUGGGAGAAAGAAGCCGCAAAUGGUGGCGCCCACCUCGCAAGCGGUCAAUUUCAAACCGUCCAACGGUAUCUUGUACCCGACCUACUCCACUAACAACAAUAACACCACCAACGGCUACCAGCAUCACUAUUUAAGCUACGGCGGUCAAACUUACCACCAUUACGUGCCGGAGCAAAACAAUCGUUACAACAACCGCUUGAAGCAGCGCAACUCGAAAAACUCGUCGCGAUCUUCUCUGCGAACCGAUUCGAACUCCUCUGCGGAGGUGAAAACGACGAACGGCGAGGAGAAAUUCGCGAUUAACGCGACGUUGCCGCAACCGCCCACCGCCUACUCGCCCAUCGCCAACCACCACCACAAGAUGACGCGCACGCUGGCGGGCUUUUUUCAAUCAGGAGUCGCGCGACAAAAUCGACGCUUUAAACAACAACAACAACGACAAUUGUGCGUCUGCGCAGGUGGCCGCGCAGACUUUCGUGCCGCCGCGCAGGAACCGGCGCAGCAUCAGGCGCCAGCACGGCGAGAUGGGGCAGGGCGACGCCCCCGCCUCUGCGGCGCCCUCGGCACCGCAAAAGUCGCAGGACGAGGUGUGCAAGAAGCUGGAGAAUCUCAAGCUGUGAACACACUCACUCACUUGUAUUAAUAUUAGCAGUAGUAGUAGUAGUUCAUAGGUUAAUUGAUUCUCUCGAUAUUUUUUUCUUUCUUUCCUUCAUUCAUUUCCUUACACGUGUGUAUUUGCAAGCAUGUAUAAAAUACAACCGAAAGGGACUUGAUUGAAUUCAUUGCGUUGCGUUUUUUUCUUUUUGUUUUCUUUGCGGCGGGGGCUGCGCGCGCUUAAACGUUUUUUUUUCAGCUUUAUUCUCGAGAACGUCAACCUUAAAUGUAACUGUUUACUUAAGACAGUUAUAUUUUAAGUUAAGUUGGUUAUGACUUUCUUAAAAAUGCCUCAUUUGGCAUUCUUAAGAUGUCAAGCAUCUUCAGAUGCAUAUAACUGUCUUAAGAAUGUCAACUUUCUUGAAAAUGCUUUUGACAUUCUUAAGACAGUCAUUUCCAACUUAAUUUCACAUUCUUGACAGUCACAUCCAACUUAAUUUGACACGUCAAGCAUUCUUAAGACAGUUAUAUCUGGCUUAAGUUAACUAUCUUCAGAUGGAUAUAACUGUUUUAAAAAUGCCUCAUUUGACAUUCUAAGAUUUCUAUCUUAAUUUGACAUUCUUGACAGUCAAAUCCAACUUAAUUUGACAUGUCAAGCAUUUUUAAAACAGUUAUAUCUAGCUAUAACUGCUUUUAAUAAUAUCAAAAGCUGAAUAUAACUGUCUUAAGAAUGUCAACCUGGGCUAGAUUUAACUUUUUUGAAAAUGCUUUUGACAUUCUUAAAACAGUAAUUUCUAACUUUAUUUAACAUUCUUAUAUCUAACUGAAUUUCACAUUCUUGACAGUCAAAUUAAUUUGACAUUUCAAGAAUUCUUAAAACACUUAUAUCUAGCUAUAACUGUUUUUUAAUAAUAUCAAAAGCUGAAUAUAACUGUCUUAAAAAUGUCAACCUGAAUUAGAUAUAUCAUAUCUGGUUUAAUUUGACAUUCUAAAAACAUUCAUAUCUAGCUAUAUUUAACAUUCUUAAGAUAAAUAUAACUGGUUUUAAAAUAUCAACUUAAUCUUAAUAUAACUGCCUUAAGAAUGCCUCGUUUGACAUUCUUAAGACAGUUAUAUUUAGCUUGGGUUGGCAUAUUAUUUAAGACAGUCAUACCUAGCUUAUGUGGACAUUUUUAAAACCUAGUUAAUCCAGAUAAAACUUUCUUAAAAGUUUCAAAUUAAGUUAAACAUAACUACCUGGAUUAAAUUUAAAUGUCUUAAAAAUGCCUUAUUUGACAUUCUUAUGACAGUCAAGUUUGAUAUGACUGUCUUCAGCUAAAUUGACUGUCUUAAAAUAGAUAAAACCUAAACAAUAUAUAACUGUCUUAAAAAUCCCUAAUUUUUAAAACAGUUUCAUAUAGCUUUUAAGAAUGUUAAUUGUCUUAAAAUAAAUAGAUAGAUGACAUUCUAAAAAUCUAUAUAUAAAUGUCUUAAAAUUUUCAAAUUAGGCAUUUUUUUAAGACAGUUAUGUCUUGCUUAGUUUAACAUUCUUAAGACAAUUAAUUAUAUCUUAUUUUGGCAUGUUUAAAACAAUUUAUUUAAGCUAGAUAUAACUGUCUAAAGAAUGUCAACUAAAGACCAAUAUAACUGUCUUAAGGAUAUCAACCUAAGCAAGAUAUAACUCUUAAAAAUACAUAAUUUAAAAUUUUUAACUAUGUUUUAUAAAACUUUUAAGAAUGUUAACUGUCUUAAGAUACAUAAUAUUCUUGGAAGCUAUAUAAAGUUGUCUUAAAAAUUUCGAAUUAUGCAUUUUGAAAACGGUUAUAUCUUGCUUAAGUUGACAUUUUACUGUUUUAAAAAUGUCAGUUAUAACUGUCUUGUGAUAUAAUUUAAGAAUGUCAACUUUAGCUAAAUGCCUCAUUUGACAUUCUUAAAACAGUUGUUUUAAUUUGACAUUCCUAGGACAGUAAUAUCUGACUUAAUUUAACAUUUUUAGGACAGUCAUAUCUAACUAAAUUCUUAUAUUCUUAAGACAGUCAUAUCUAGCUUAGGUUGACAUUUUUAGAACAGUUAAUAGUAAUAGUAACUGUCUUAAGAAUAUCAAACUAAGCAAGAUCACAUAUCAGAGUGCGUGCAUAAUUUUACAGUUAGAAAUACCUUUUAGGAAUGUCAAAUUAAGCUAGAUAUAACUGUCUUAAAAUGCAUUAUUUAAAAUAUUUAAAAUAAUUUCAUAUAUCUUCUUAGAAUGUUAACUGUCUUAACAUAGAUGACAUUCUUAGAAACUAUAUAAAGUUGUCUUAAAAAUUUGAAAUUAUACAUUUUUAAGACAGUUAUGUCUAGCUUAAAUUAACUGUUUUAAAAAUGUAAGUUACAGCUGUCUUAAGAUAGAUAUAGCUGUAAUGGGAAUGCCUUAUAAAAAAGUUAUAUUUAUCUUAAUUUUGCAUUCUUAAGACAAUUUUACAUUUUUUAGGCAAGUAUAUCUAGCCUAAUUCGACUUACUACAAUAGCAAUACAAACUGCUUGGUAUAAAAAAUAUUCAAUCAAAUCAAAGUUUAAUUCCACAAGACAUACAGUGGUGCCGAAUUUCGCGCGAUGUUGCCAAAUUUCGGCGACGUUUUCGCGCCCGCAGCCACGCACACAAAGUGUUGUUUGUUGGGUCGACUGAUUUAAAAUUAUAUUAUGAUUAAUAUUACUGUUAAGUGCUAGUGCUAUACAUAUAAUACGUAGUAUAUAUAAAUGAGUAAAAAAAAAGAGACACUUGUUAACUAUUUGGGGGUGUAUAACACUUGUUAUUUAAUGUUUAAGAAGAGUACGUUUUUUGUAUAUAAAAACUCGCGUGAGACACAAAUUGUUGAUUUUUUUUUUCUGUUUAGUUUCUUGUCUCUGUGAUAUAUAUUGUAAAAGGAAAAGCAAAGGUUGCCAGACGAAAAUUAGAGGGAACGAAAUUUUUCGUUGUUUUUCGUUGCGUUUGUUUCGUUGAGGAAAAAAACAGUGAGAAAAAAAUUUGCUCAAAAAACUGUCUCGAAAAAUUUAAUCGUUUUUUUUACUUGUUGGGCUGUGAGACGUCGUUGAAAUAAAAACUAAAACGAAUCAAAGUUAUUGAAGCCUAAAAGUUUGUUUUUUCGUUCUCUAUUCUAUAGUAUAUACAUACACACAUAAUAAUAUAUAUAUUUAAGAAAUUAUUAAAUAUUUUCCAAAGUUAGAGCAUAGAGAUUAGUUUUUAAGGAGUAUUUAGUAAUUUAUUUAUUAGUAACGUACGACAUACAAUUAAUUAACAAUAAAAAGUAGGGUGUAAGUUUAUUUUGGCCAAAAAAACACUUCAUGAUCUCCGUAUCAAAAAAUGUACGAAAAUGUAUAAAAAAAAAUGUACCUGCAGAAAAAUGUACAUAUUUUGUUAUCUAUUGUUAACAUUUACGAAAUUUUAUAUGAAACCUGUUGAUUUUGCGGCCCGAAAAAUAAACGGGCCCCCUUUACGGCCAAUUUAUUUAAGUUGUAAACGUUAGACGCAAGAAAGGCCUAACUAAAAAAAAAAAUAAAAGUGUCACAUUGAGAGCAAUAUUGAACAACGUCAAUUUGAUUUUUUGUAAAUAUCGAAAAGUAUCUGCUCUAUACAAAGGUUGUGCUAUGAUAUAAAACAUAGUUGGGGCGUUUAAAACGCCCCGCGCAAAUUUGGCGACUUGGGCGGGAAAAGUAAUUUUGGUGUCUUUAACUGCAUGCUGAUGGUAAACUACAUAGUUUUUAUUUUAUUAUUAAAUUACGCCAAAGUCGCCAAAAUUGUACCUAGAUACGUGUAGUUCCCCCGUAAUACAUAAUUAAAAUAAUUAUAAAAAAAGGUUAAAGCCAAAAUUUUGUGAUAGAAAAUAAAAUAAUAAUACAUUACUUUUGUGUUCAAAUAUUAUUAUUGUUACAUUAUAAAAAGGGGCUAUUAUUAUAUAUAAUAGAUAUAUUAAAAAAUCGAAUAACGUAGAUAUAACGUAUAUAAUAAGGCGAAACGAGCAGACCUACUCAGAUCUGCACCUUGGACUAAAAAAAAUUAAAAAAAAAUAAUACGUCUGCAAUAUUUUGAAAUAAGAAGACAUUACUUAAAUAAACCAGUGAGAAAUAUUUAUUAUUAAAUAUAAAUAAGUAUAUAAGUUUACUCUGUAAGGCUAUAUGUACAAAAAAUCAAGAUAAUAAAUAUUAUAAAUAAGAAACACUGCAUUUUAUUGUUUGACAUAACAACUUUCAGAAUUUUCGUCGCAAUUCUCGAAUUGCUGCACGUUGCCCAACUUUGCAUUACUUUUGUCUAUGCACGCACAUCUGUAGUCUUUCGCUCCGGCUUCGUACAAUUUUCGGGGUUUUCCCACCCAGUUUCUGUGAAUCCCAC
Brassicogethes aeneus is the source of this 7121-nucleotide messenger RNA. The record is from the annotation of a GenBank genome assembly. Lineage: Eukaryota; Metazoa; Arthropoda; Insecta; Coleoptera; Nitidulidae.